Jatropha curcas is the source of this 1695-nucleotide messenger RNA. NCBI's taxonomy places the organism in Eukaryota, Viridiplantae, Streptophyta, Magnoliopsida, Malpighiales, Euphorbiaceae. The record is from RefSeq and is a predicted model, not a curated record.
AUGGGAUAUGAUGAAGAUAGAGACAAUGACUUGCAGACUCAGACCAUUGAUGAACAGCCCUUCUACACAGAACUUAUGGGUGGCGAGAACAAUGCAAAUAAUAGCGGAGUAUGGGCUGUUGAAGUUUCGAAUGGGCAAUGGUUCAUAUGGGUUCUUCUUGAUGUCCUUACUGUGUACUCAAGGGGUGAAAUCGAGAAAGGGCUGCUGGGAUGGUAUCUAGUACUGCUAGGAAUCCACCACCAGGGAACUCCCAUCAGUGAUAAGAGAACACAUAGCGAACAAUCCCAAGCGCUUACGCACGGUUUCGAAGAAUUAGACGAAGCCAAAGCACAAUCAGAAGCAAUAUGUCCACAGACAGUAGUCAUGUCGUCAGACAUAUCUUGCAAUUCCGCAGCUCUGAGUAAGAAGACAGGUUCCAAGUACGAAAUCUUGGAGCAUAAAAACUACGCCCGUUUCCAGCACCGGAAGGAGGCCCAACUAGUAAAAUUUGGAGACAAAGAGAGCGGGAAGGAUCAACUGAUCAAGUCAGAGAUCGCCCAUCUCCCACUUUCCGGAUUUAAUAAAACCCCGAAACUUGUAGACUUUACUGUUCUUAACAGCUUCUCUAAGAAGAAACUCAAACAACCUUCAAAAAUGGAUACAACGGAGGCAGCAGUAGCUAGGCACACGUGCCUGAAGCUCGAACACUCCGCCGACAUGGCCGAACCAAUUUUCGUCAAAGGAACAUGGUUCGAUACUCACUUUAACCUCUCUAUCACUGAUGGGCUCAACGCUUGGGUCUGCCAUGCGACAGAAGAGGAUGUGAAAGAGAGAGCAGCGCAGUGGGACCAGCCGGUGACUGAGUAUGUUCAUUUAGCUGAGCAAUACUUAGGGUUUCAACAGCCUGGUUCUGUCUAUCGGUUCGCGGAUGCCGGUGAUGGCCAUAAACGAUUGUCAUGGACAUUUGAAAAGGAAGGGACUAGGUUAGAAUGGCGAUGGAAAUGCAAGCCUUCGCCUGACUGUAAGAGGACUACUGCAGGAAUCUUGGAUUUUCUGAUCGAUGCAAAUAUAAGACUAAGUGAAGAAGUUGUCAGCAAGACUCGGUCAUUUGAGCGGAUGAAGGAGGAAGCUGAGAAGUGUUUGGCACAAAGUGAGAAAUUUAACAGCGAGAAGAUGGAAUUUGAAUCUGCAAUAUAUGCAAAGUUUGUUGGGGUCUUGAAUUCAAAGAAACAGAAACUUAGAGGGCUUCGAGAUCAGCUCUCAAAGAAGGAAUCUUCAGGAAAAUUGCCAAAAGAAGAGGAAGAAUCCACAGACAAAACAGACAGUUUUGAUGAAGGCAGUGACAAUGAGAAAAGUGAUGAAGAACCUCCAAAGAGAGUUACAGGCACUUCAAGGAGGGGCCGUGGUAGAAAGAAGACUACACAAUAGAUUUUACAUUCCAGAACUUUAGCAGGCCAACUAUUAUUGGAAAAUAAAAUGUAGGAUACAGAAACCUGGGAUGAUUUUUUUUUUAAUCAUAUCUGCAGCUAGAUGAUUAUUUUUUUUUUUUUGACCAUUUGCUUUAGGCAUUAGUGUCCAGAAAUCAACGCAGUAUUAGGAGCUGGAAGGAACUGAGGUUUAGAAUUAUUCAUUUCUCCCUAGUGCGUUGUUCAUUCCUCUCACCUUUUAAUGUAUAAUAUUAUUUUGGUUUCUAUCAGACUAAAGUUUUCACUAGUA